Molecule: messenger RNA, 1926 nt
Organism: Alternaria ventricosa
Lineage: Eukaryota; Fungi; Ascomycota; Dothideomycetes; Pleosporales; Pleosporaceae
Exons: 2
Coding region: 1-1926 (641 amino acids)
Source: RefSeq, a predicted model, not a curated record
AUGGCGAGCGACAAAGACGAGCGGGUUGAUGUGACGCCGCCUGCGAAUGGCGACACCGCCAACGACAUUGACCAGGAUUACACAUCGAUUGCGUCCACCAUCGUGACAGAUGACCGCGUCAGCGAGCUUGCGCCUGCCAGAAACACUGCGCAAAAUCGCGACAACGAAGACGAGACGAAGACUCCGCCAGCACCAUCCAACGUACCUUUGAACCCAGAGAAAUUACACAUUCUCCUGACAUGCUCGACUCUGCUAGCGUUGACGCGACACCCUUCGCAGCCAGUAGUUGACUUGGACAUUCCGGCUCAAGUUCGACAACUCGACGCCUUUCUGGCUGGAGAUGUCACCGAAGAAGGCGUCGCGACACACUGGUCCGCCAAAAGUGAUGGUUCCGAGCGGAUCCGGCAAUAUCAGAACUUGUGCGACCAGCUCGUCCCAUAUUUGACUGCGGCGAUCAAGAAGCAGUCGCAGGCGAACCUAACCGCGGAACCUAAGAACCGAGUGCAUGGCGACAGGAAUCCAGAACACCAAUCACUAUCGCAGCUCUUUUUGAGUAAAGAUUUGGUGACCUUGUACGGUGCGUUGGUGGAGAAAGCUAGAAAGAAAGGCAUCGAACCUGAUGUCGACCCUUGGACGAACCCGACGAAAUUCGGUAAGAUGAAAGCCUUCUUCGAAUCGAUAUACGUGCUCCAGUACGACUUCGACAACUGGCAACACAAGCGACCCAAGCCGGUCUUCAAUCAGACGGCCCGCCUAGAUGCGGAGGAGUACAUGCGCGUGAUGGACGACCGCGAGCAGAUUCGAGUGCACCACCGUGUCACCACUCCGCUAGGGAAGGUCUUCGCUCAACUGGACGUCAUCCCGGAAAUCGCGAUCAAGUACACUGAGCAAGAGCUGACCCGCAUGUGGCGCGACAAAACCCGUCCGAAGUAUCUCAUUCCUGACCCCGCUACCGUCACCAUCCCGAACAAGCGGAAAGACACGUCUUGGGUGACUUCAGAUGAUGGAGAAACCUGGACGCGCGGGGAGACAAGCUGGGCACCUACCUUCAAGUUCAUGGUCUUCGACACAGCCACACAUGCGUACAUCCACGAACACCUCGUCGACCUCGACCACCUUGAUCUAAUCGAUCUCAACGAUGACGCAUGGGUCUUGAAGUACCGCAAGAAGCUUUCUCAAUGGCGUAAUCGUGACACUGGCGAGGCAACCAAGGCUCGCGAUCCCUGGACCGAUGAAGAGCGCGCUAUCGUGUACGAGUGGGUGAACACUUGGGUCAAGAAGAAUGGCGUGGACAAGUUCCUGCCUCGGGUCAUGGAGAAUCAGAGGGAUGAUCUCCAGGCUACCCUUGUCGCGAAGACAGGGCUUCUGCGUUCAGUUGACUCGGUCAGUGGUUGGGCGAGACAGCAGAUGACCAAUAAACCCAACGAGCCCUUGGGCAUGCUAUACAUCGAGGGCCAGAAGCUGGCUGCGCGUAUUGAAGCUGGUGAAGUCAUCCCGGAUGACGAGCGCUAUCCUGGCGAGGCUAUUAACAUCGCCGACUUCUUGGCAAAGGCGAAGCCGCAGAGACCGUCCGAACACAACAGAUCCGGCAAGAAGCGUAAGCUUGAUUCGGACGGCGAGACUUCUAUCGAGUCCGGCUCCGACGAAGAUGACGAUGACGAUGACGACGAUUUGCUGCCCACUCCUCCGCGCAAGUCUGACAAACGUCCCAGGCUUAGUGCCAACGGCAGGAUACAACUUGGACGAGACGCGCAUCUUACGAGGGAUGAGAUGGACGCUCGUAAUGAGACACAUGCUGCUGGAGAGGCCGAGAAGAUGCAUGAGACGGACGAGAUGGAUGAUGACGAUGACAUCAACCGCGAAGUUGAGAUGAUCUUUGAGUUUGGUGAUGAUGAGGAGGAAGAAGUACUUGGAGAGGAUGACUAG